ACUAAUUUUCUCAUCCCUUACAACUACAUUUUCAGUUUAAUAUUAAUAUUGAACAAUGGAUUCUAAAAAGGCAAUGCUCAUAGGCCUCUUGGCCAUGGUUCUUCUUAUCUCCUCCGAAGUUUCAGCUAGGGACUUAGCUGAAACUUCCUCUGAUACAAAAAAGGAAGUUGUUGAACAAACUAAUGAAGUAAAUGAUGCCAAAUAUGGUGGAGGUGGUUACCACAACGGCGGUGGUUACAACAAUGGAGGUGGUUACCAUAACGGUGGUGGUUACAAUAAUGGGGGUGGUUACCACAACGGUGGAGGCGGUGGUUACCAUAACGGUGGUGGUUAUAAUAAUGGGGGUGGUUACCACAACGGUGGAGGCGGUGGUUACCAUAACGGUGGUGGUUACAAUAAUGGGGGUGGUUACCACAACGGUGGAGGCGGUGGUUACCAUAACGGUGGUGGUUACAAUAAUGGGGGUGGUUACCAUAACGGUGGAGGAGGUGGUUACCAUAAUGGUGGUGGUUACAAUGGCGGAGGUGGUUACCACAACGAUGGAAGAGGUGGUUACAAUGGUGUGGGAGGUUACCAUAAUGGUGGAGGUGGUGGUCAUGGUGAAACUGUUCAUAACUGAUAUCAUCAAGAUGUACUUUCUUAAUUACUACAUAUUAAAAUAAAUGUCAUAAAGACAUAAUGUUGUGUUUAUUAAGAAAGGUAUAGGUAGAUUGCAAUAUAUGUUGUUGUGUAUACUACAUUCGGUCUUAAAUAUAAUCAAAAGUUAAAAUAUUUUUGGCUGAAA
Molecule: messenger RNA, 784 nt
Organism: Trifolium pratense (red clover)
Lineage: Eukaryota; Viridiplantae; Streptophyta; Magnoliopsida; Fabales; Fabaceae
Product: abscisic acid and environmental stress-inducible protein-like
Exons: 2
Coding region: 56-619 (187 amino acids)
Source: RefSeq, a predicted model, not a curated record